UUUACACCACAUUGUGACCUGACCAUUGUUGUUGUAUGUGAAAAAAGCAAAAAUGAUUUAUAUAAAUGCUCACAAUAACAGUGAUAUAAAAUCAAAGUGUGGUGUUCAAGGUUGAUGAAAGAAAAUUAUGUGACAUGACACUGGCACAUCCUAACAAUAAAUGACUUUUAUUUUAAGUCUGUGUGCCUCAGAUCUUGGAAUUUAGUGGUUUAUAUACCUUCUGAACCCUUGAAGAGCACCUGCCUCACAUUAACCCCUCACCUCUCCAGUUAAUCACAAAUAAUGCUCUGUAAAGCGUCUUUGAUUGUACAAAAAGUGCUAUAUAAAACUGAUGCAUUCAUUAUUAUUAAUAACAGCAGUCUACGGUCGUUUUCACAGAGACAAGUUAGGUGGGUGUAAAAAUGCAUUUGCUCUGAGAGUGGUGCACUUGGGCCAGUGUGAAUCCAAUAGUCACAUUUUGGAGCACAGUAAACUGCUGUUAUAGGAGUGCUUGGAACAGGUCUCGGAGCGGCUCCACUCACACUCUGCAAAGGGACGACUAUGGUAUGAACAUGGUACAAGUAAAAACACUUGGACUUGGGCAAAAAAGCACUCCAAUCAUGUGUAUUUGUCUGAAUGGGCAGUUGGGCACCACAGGACUGUAUAAUUUGUUCAUCUGACAAGUCAGUUUGGAUCAGCUUAUCUCCUCCUGCCUCUGUCUGUGCAGAAACUAAGGACUGACACGAUAAUUACCAUUUCGACUUAUUGUUCGACAUAUGAAACAUGGAACUUUGGAUGGAAAAGAAUUAUUUUUGGGAUGGUCAGCCGGUGAAGAGGAAGAAGGGCCCUGCUCCCAAGAUGCUGGGGAACGAGGUGUGCAGUGUGUGUGGAGACAAGGCAUCCGGCUUCCACUACAACGUCCUGAGCUGUGAGGGCUGUAAGGGCUUCUUCCGCCGCAGUGUCAUCAAGAGCGCCCAGUACUCGUGCAAGAACAACGGCCGCUGUGAGAUGGAUAUGUACAUGCGCCGCAAGUGCCAACAGUGUCGCCUGCGCAAGUGCAGGGAGGCCGGCAUGCUGGAGCAGUGUGUGCUGUCAGAGGAACAGAUCCGACUGAAGAAGCUGAAGAAGCAGCAGGAUGAUGAGACCGCACGUUCCUCCUCAGUUGUGACCCCCACCCCUCCCCCUGACCCUGCCACCCUGGACCCUCAGCAAGAGGACAUGAUCCAGAAGCUGGUGGCCAUGCAGAAACAAUGCAACAAGAGGUCUUUUCUGGACCGACCCAAAGUUACUCCGUGGCCUCAGAGUCAGGACCUGCAGAACAGAGAGGUGCGGCAGCAGCGCUUCGCUCACUUCACUGAACUGGCCAUCAUGUCCGUGCAGGAGAUCGUGGACUUCGCCAAGCAGCUCCCCGGCUUCUUGGAGCUGACCAGAGAAGACCAGAUCGCUCUGCUCAAGACUUCCACUAUAGAGAUUAUGCUGCUUGAGACUUCCCGGCGGUACAACCCUGCCAUUGACAGCAUCACAUUUCUGAAGGAUUUUAGUUAUAACAAGGAGGACUUUGCAAAAGCAGGGCUCCAGAUUGAGUUUAUCAAUCCCAUCUUUGAGUUUUCUAAAGGAAUGAAUGACCUCCAUUUGGACGAGGCAGAAUACGCCCUGCUCAUCGCCAUCAACAUCUUCUCCGCAGACCGACCCAACGUCCAGGACCACGAGCUGGUGGAGAGGCUGCAGCAGCCCUAUGUGGACGCUCUGCGCUCCUACAUCAUGAUCAAGAGACCAAAUGACCACCUGAUGUUCCCACGGAUGCUGAUGAAGCUGGUCAGCCUCCGUACAUUGAGCAGUGUCCACUCAGAGCAGGUGUUUGCACUGCGCCUCCAGGAUAAGAAACUGCCCCCUCUGCUGUCCGAAAUCUGGGACGUGACCGAGUGAAGGUGACCUAGUGAAGGUGACCCAGUGAAGAGGCUCUGCGGGCUGCACACUCUGCUAACACAGACUUUGAGAGAGGAAAGAAUGCUCUCAUUCAGGCCACACUGUUUUCUUAUGGACACUAGUUUGGAGCCUUUUUAUUCUAUUGAUUUUGGCAAAUGUGGGUUGGUUAUGGCAAGAUUACCAGCAUCAGUUUAGCUUGUUGUAUUUGAAUAAUUAUUAUAAAAACCACAACUUCCAUUUUGUAUCCUAACUGACUGCAGGUUGUGAAUGCAGCUGUUACUAGAAAUGGUCAAAACUGAAUUGCAUUUAUAUUAGUAGAUCAUUGUAACAUUCAGUGUGUAUACAUGCAAGCUGUGGAACACAAAGACUCGAUUCAGAAAGGUUUUAAAAAUAUGUUAACAUGCAGACAAAGUCAUUCACAUUUCUCUCAAUCGCUUUAAUACUCCUGGAUAAUCCAUGUAUUUUUAGAUUUUGGUGAUUACGGCUUAGAGGGAAAGCUGCUGUUUUGGUCUUCAAUAUAAAAAAGUAUGACUAGCAUAGCAUCAAAUUAAUUUAUGUGCCUUUAGGAUAGUCUGUUAACAAGUAAGAAAUGCACUUCCUAAUGAAUGUGAAAGUCAACAUCAUAUUUCCAGAUGACAUUGUUACCACAGAGAGGGUAAUCUAAUGUAAUACCUACCCUGGUAAUGAUCUGGAGAAAAUGUUAAAUAGUGAUAAGCGCUUUUCGUUUUGAAUGCAUUUUAAUACUCAAACACAGAUAUAUCAUAUCUGUGAAAUGUGGCUGCCUGAAGGAUACCUUUAGUUACCUUUAGUUACCUCUUGGAGGCCACAUAAAAUGAUAAGUAUUAGUGUAACCUACCUAAGCUGUAUGUAUACAAACUGAAUGUUACAUUUGGACGGUGAUACUCUGGAUAUUAAAGCCUCGUCCAGUGAAUGUUCCUUCAGGGGUUGCACAGGGGAAAUGAUUAGACCUUACAAUUUCUGUGGUGGAAAUACGUCAUUUUUGGUAGAGGUUUGUUCAAAAGGGACCCUUUUGGUCAUGUGUAGAUGCCUAAAUGUAUGUAAAUGGCAUAUUUAACUUCACAGUAUGUUAGAAUGCACAUGGAGAAUGCACAUCCUGAUAUUGUAUAAUUGCAUUGUAAUGCACACAGAAGUUCAGAGUUCAUAUAGUUGAAAGAAAUGUGACUGACGCAUUAUGAGCAUUUGGUUGACACUGCAAAAAAUAGGAAUAGGAAUAUUACUCUUAAUAUUUUGCAGUGGAUAACUUCACAAUAGCACACAGUGGUUGACAUUGGUUUAGGAAUUGUUGCUACAAUCUGGAACGGGUCGUUUAUUCAUCCGCAUUGCUUUGGCUAACAUUGCCAACCGUUAUCACAACAAUACAAUGAACCAAUGCUGCUUUCAGGAUUCAAUUAAUACUUGAUAACUCUUAAUGCAUAAAAAUUGUACAUAUUUGAAUGAAUAAUUAUUAAGUCUCUACCAUGCUAGAAAUUCAAGAUUUACUAUUUAAGUCCUACUUAAAGUGCUUUCUGUCGAAUUAGAAUGCUAUAAUUAGUUUCCAACCUACAUGGUAAAAUCAGAUUUCUUUGUUGGUUGGUAUAGUCUUUAUUUAACAUAUCAAACUCCAGCUCUGAUUACUGUAUAAUAAACUGAGGGUCAGCAGAAGUACAAAGUUCUAAUACCGGCAGGUCUGGUCUUUACUAAUCAAUAUGUGCGUAAAUCAUGAUAUUGUUAUUUGGGUAAUAACUUAUUUUUAUAUAGGCUGUACAAUGCAUUUAACCAGCAUGAAAGGACUGAUUUACUUAAAGAGGGGGUAUAAUGCAAAAUUGACUUUUUGGAACUUUGUACCUUGUUAUAACGUUCCCUCAUUAAAAACAUACCUCAAGAGAUUUUAGAUGUCAUUCAUGCACGUUUGACUGUUUUAGUCAUCUCUCCCUAUUUGAACCCUCCUUAAGGUUAGCUGUAAGAUUCUGUCCAAUUCUCAUUCCACAAGCCUUCCUACCCAUGCUCCCACACAGUAAUUCUCCAUAAAUGUACAAAAACUUGAUACAAAACUGUCCACAGCAAAUUUACAAACCUGGUGCAAAGUGUACUAGUUUCAUUAGCAGGAUGCACACUGAUUGUGUUGAGACAAUGCUCUGAAGGGGGAGUGGGAGACAGUUUUUGGCAAAUAAAGCAUUCUCAGAACAAUUAAAGGUAACAUUAUGAUUUAAAAUAUGUUAUCUGUUAGCAGUUAAUACCCCAUAGAAGUAUAAUACCCCCUCUUUAACAUAGGCUACUACAACUUUGCCUUCUCCCCUUCUUGAUAACUGUUAUAUUUUGUGACAUUCAUUAAACAUUUGUGUCCAAAAUGGGAAAACUGGUGGCAAAAAUUGUGUAGUGUAAAACUGACAUGACACAAAUUGACCAUACAAUAAUAGAAUGGACAUUUCUCUUGUUGACAAAUGGAGUUUGCUGCUUUUGAAAUUGUGGGUGUCAUUUUUCAUUUUAUGGAUUUUACUAAUUGCUUAUUUUAAUGCUAAGACGAGUUCAUGUAUCGUUUAACAAAGAAACGGCAUAAUUGUUAUUUCAACUUGAGAACAAGAGAAUUACAUGUUUUUCUCAUGUUUAUUAUGACUAGAUGUCUGGAGCGUUUGAACUGUACAUAAGAUCAUUUGUUUCACUGUAAAAAUAGAAAUGCAAACUUAUUUUAAUACUUCCUGUCAGUUUUAUAUGUACAGUAUGAAUAAAAGCUAUUCUCUAGGUGGCUUA
Molecule: messenger RNA, 4653 nt
Organism: Boleophthalmus pectinirostris (great blue-spotted mudskipper)
Lineage: Eukaryota; Metazoa; Chordata; Actinopteri; Gobiiformes; Gobiidae
Gene: nr1h3
Product: nuclear receptor subfamily 1, group H, member 3
Exons: 9
Coding region: 763-1905 (380 amino acids)
Biological process (GO): lipid metabolic process; negative regulation of transcription by RNA polymerase II; cell differentiation
Molecular function (GO): nuclear receptor activity; zinc ion binding; RNA polymerase II cis-regulatory region sequence-specific DNA binding
Source: RefSeq, a predicted model, not a curated record